ACUGCAUCCAGUCCACGGAAGACUUUCUCUCCUGACACUUGAGGCUGAAAUUCUGGACGGCCAGUGGAAUUUGCUAAAGUUAGAUGUACUUUUUGCACUACUUUGACAUAACAAAAUCUCAUACACGCACAUGUACCAGCACGUCACAUAAAUCUUUUGAGGAUUACCUGUGUAGAUGAGAGUGCUGUGAAUGAAGAUGCCUCAAUCAGUACUAGUCACAUUAUGGGCACUCUUAUUUGCAUUGUCAGGAGUACAAGGGGGAAAGGUAUUGGUGUUUCCUCUGGAUGGAAGCCACUGGGUAAAUAUGAAAGUCAUCAUUGAGAAACUCCACUCAAGAGGCCAUGAUCUGACUGUGAUACGAGCUUCUAACAGCUGGUAUAUUAAGGAGGAGUCUCCCUACUACACUUCAAUCACUAUUCCAAAUGAAGGCGGGUUUGAUGAGAAAUUCUUUAGUUCAUUUGUCGGACGGAUGUUGGAGAUCCGGAGAGAGGGGAGCUCUUUUUGGACUCAGUUUCUUCUUGAGUUAGAAAUCAUCUACAAAUUCAGUGACCUGCAUGAAGAUAUGAUAAAGAUAAUGACAAAAAUAUUUGAGGAUGAAGGCAUGAUGAAAUCAAUCCAGGAUGCCAAGUAUGAUGUAAUCCUAGCAGAUCCUGCUGUUGGAGGUGGUGCAAUUUUAGCAUACCGCUUUAAUAUUCCUCUGAUUUUCAAUGUUCGGUGGACGGUCCAUGGAGAAGGCCACUUUGCAAUAGCACCCUCUCCUCUCUCUUACGUACCUGUCCCUGGAGCAGAGCUAACAGAUAAAAUGACAUUCUCUCAAAGGGUUCAGAAUGUUUUGUGUUAUAUUUUUACCCUCUUCCAGGCGGCAGUGAUCACAGGUCCUCACUACAAAGCCUUCUGUCAGAAGUACUUUGGGCCUGAUCUUGAUUACUUCUCCCUCUUUCAGGAUGCAGACAUCUGGCUCAUGAGAAAUGACUUCACUUUCGAGUUUCCAAGACCCACAAUGCCAAACGUGGUCUACAUGGGUGGCUUCCAAUGCAAACCUUCUAAACCACUUCCUGAUAAUCUAGAAAAGUUUGUUCUAAGUUCUGGUGAGCAUGGUGUCAUCAUCAUGUCUUUAGGGACUAUCAUCAGUCAACUUCCACAAGAUAUCACUGAAGAGAUAGCGGCCGCCUUUGCCCAACUGCCUCAAAAAGUCAUUUGGAGGUACACUGGACCUCGACCUGCUACCCUUGGCAACAACACGUUGCUUGUGGACUGGAUGCCACAGAAUGACUUCCUUGGUCAUCCCAAGACUAGGGUGUUUGUAGCGCAUGGAGGGACCAAUGGUGUUCAGGAGGCUAUUUACCAUGGGGUGCCCCUUCUAGGCCUACCUCUGCUUUUCGAUCAGCCUGAUAAUCUCUCCAGGAUGUGGAAAAAGGGAGCUGCAAAACUUGUGGACAUUGCCACUUUGGACAGAACUGUGUUUUUGCAGGCACUGAAGGAGGUGCUGUAUAAUCCAUCUUACAGAGAGAACAUACAGAGACUGUCUAGGUUGCAUCGAGACCAGCCCAUGAAACCUCUGGAUCGAGCAGUCUUCUGGAUUGAGUAUGUUAUGAGGCAUGGAGGCGCUCCUCACUUGCGCACACAGUCUUUCAGGAUGUCGUGGGUGGUCUACCACUCUGUGGAUGUUAUACUCACACUGCUGGGAGCCAUGAUCAUUAUUCUGUUUAUUACUGUUUAUGUGAGCAGAUAUUUUUGGCAUCAUGUUUUAUUUAGAAAGAAAAUAAAACAUGAAUGAUGUACUAUUCUACAGUUGUAAAUGCAUUAGAUACUGUUUAUCUACAUCUCAUUUCAAGUUUUGUGUUUAGUGCAGCCUAACAUGGUCUAGAUGUGUCCUACUUAAAAUAACUACCUUUGUUUGUUGGUCAGAAUUUAGAUGAUGUUAAUAAACUUCAUUUAUAUACAAGCCUAUGCCAUGACAUUCUUUGACAAAGCUAGUAGGAGCUUGAGAGGGAGAAUGAUCAACCCUGAGAUAUUUUAUAUACUAGUGUGCAGAAUUCUCAUGCAUAAAUAUUAAACAUCAGUAACAGAAACAGAGAACACAGCUCCCUAUCAUGUCUGCCCAUUGUCACACAAUGUUGCCUCAACAAGAAAGAAAAGAGAAUCAAACAUAUAUAUUUUUUAAAACUGCUCUCAUAAUGGAUGCAGUAGAUGGUUAAAAAAGUCCAAACCUAUUUCAAUUGUUGUUGGUUUUAAUAAAUGUUUUUUCCCUCUUUUUUUGGUUUACUCAGUGCUUUUUAAUGAAGUAUUUGUUCAUCUAUUCCAUUAGAGUGUCUUUAUCAAACAGAACCACGUGAAGGCAAUUUUCAACGUUAUGGCUCCCAAUAAGCAUGUACUGCAAAAAAACAAUAUAUUUGCAAGUGAAAUCAUUAUAAAUCUAGUUGAUGUAUCUAAUAUUUAUCUAAUAUAUAUCUUAUAUGUAUCUAAUACGUAUAGUAGCUCCUAAACAAAGCUUCAACAGUUUGGAGUCUUACUGAUACAGACUCUCUGUAACAAUGUCUCUAUAUCAAAGUUUUAAAUAAAACUAAAAUCUCUAUAUAAAUAUAA
Messenger RNA from Colossoma macropomum (tambaqui), 2586 nucleotides. RefSeq names its product UDP glucuronosyltransferase 5 family, polypeptide A1 (gene ugt5a1). Gene Ontology annotation, molecular function: UDP-glycosyltransferase activity. The coding region runs from base 191 to 1777 and encodes 528 amino acids. The record is from RefSeq and is a predicted model, not a curated record. The transcript has 3 exons. Lineage: Eukaryota; Metazoa; Chordata; Actinopteri; Characiformes; Serrasalmidae.